Candidula unifasciata is the source of this 822-nucleotide messenger RNA. Lineage: Eukaryota; Metazoa; Mollusca; Gastropoda; Stylommatophora; Geomitridae. The record is from the annotation of a GenBank genome assembly.
AUGGCUUUCCUGGAGACGCUGAGUUUUUGCCAGACUCUUCUUGUAGUCACCCUUCUGGUUGUUCCAGUGUUGUAUCUAACGGUUAAGCCGUUUAAAUAUUAUUUUAAACUAGUAGUCUACUUUGCCAUGGUACUAAUCAUCGGCUUGGGGACGAUUAUUUAUGGAAUCCCCCGGCCACGGAACCCGAAAAACCAUUUCUUUGUAUCAUUCUGGGUGAAGAAGUUCUUGAGCCCACUGUUGGGCGUGGAAGUGAUCAUACGUGGUCAAGAAAAUCUGGACACAGACCAGCCUGUCAUUAUUGUGCUGAAUCAUCAGAGCUCUCUUGACAUGCUUCCAUUGUUUGCCAUGUGGCCAGAUAACUGUGUUAUCCUGGCAAAGAAAGAGUUAAUAUGGAGUUCCGGAACAUUUGGACUUGGAGCCUGGAUGUGUGGGACCAUCUAUAUCAAUCGAGUAAACAGACAGAGCGCAAUAAAAACCCUUGAUGGCACAAGCAGUCUUGUAAAAAGCAAAAAGCUGAAAGUGAUAUUCUUCCCAGAAGGCACUCGCAACCAUAAUGGCUCUAUGUUGCCAUUCAAGAAAGGGGCCUUCCAUCUGGCUGUUGAGGCUCAGGUCCCAGUUGUUCCAGUUGUAGUGUCAUCCUACAAUAAUUUUUACAACAAAAAAGAGAAAAGGUUUGAUGAAGGUAAAGUGAUUGUAGAAAUUCUACCACCGAUUCCAACCACGGGCCUCACAGCCGAAGAUGUGACCCCAUUCUCUGAGAAAACUAGGGAUCUAAUGCUUGAACACUUUGAACGAAUCAACAGUGAAGUUAAAACUCUUUGA